Molecule: messenger RNA, 3586 nt
Organism: Cladocopium goreaui
Lineage: Eukaryota; Dinophyceae; Suessiales; Symbiodiniaceae
Source: the annotation of a GenBank genome assembly
AUGAGAGGAGUGGCUGGACGUCCAGCCGUAGCAGCUGUUGCUACGCCAUGCCGUGGAGCAGCUGGUGGAGCUGGUGGAAACAGCUUUUUGGAUGUGAAUUCCAUCGAGGAGCUGAUUCAACGGCUGCCGGGUCACUUGCGAGAGCAAGCAGCCGAUGAUCUCCGGAAGAGACUCCACCCAGAGGUGACAGCAUGGAUGCAAUGCUGGGACACGGAUGAUGGAGCAUUGGAGCCAGAAGAGCCUGACAGUGACGAAGAGGAAGCGAUCACUGAGGAUCAAAGCAAGAAGAAGAGGCGGCUUGCUCCGCCAGUGCCAGAUGAUGGAUAUCCCAAGCACUUGUGGCAGCAUGGUUUCAGUCAAGGGCGCCCAGGCUUCAAUGCCCAUGCUCGCGAGGUGCUGAGUUCAAUGCAGUGGGUUUCUCCAAGCCAAGGGGAUGUCCCGCUGUUGCCCCAGCAGGAGGUCGUGGCAUCGUUGGUGCACCCAGCUUCGCCCAUUCGACGGCUGUUGUGUGACCACAAUACCGGCUCGGGCAAAACACUAUGCAUGGUGCGGAUCGCUGACAACUUCUAUCACGAUCCCCGGCCCAAGGUCUUAGUGUUUCCAAAGGAGUCAGUUGCCACCAACUUCUUGUCAGCUCUCUGGGAAUGGCCGUCGAGAUGGCGGGACUUUGUGUGCCACCAAAACCCGGCAGCUGCCAUGCUAGCGUCCAACAAGGAUGAUUGGUGGCAGGUGCGACAUGAGCGAUGGUCCCUUGGAAGAUCUCAGGCAAUGUCGCAACGGGCUAGGGCCGAAAACUUGAGCCUUCAGCAGGCCAUCAAGGAGUUCUGUGUGAACCCCAUGAGGGCCACCUUGGAGAUGAAGCGGGCCUUCAUCCGUGGCAAGGCGUCAGCCGCUUGGUUCGACCACUACUGGUCUCAGGAGAACCCACACGAGAUCCAUCCUCCACAGGCUCCGCUGAGAGCGUAUCGAUUUACAUCGGCUGGUGGUCGUGCUGCGGAGCUUGUGGGCGGCAUGCCACGAGGUUGCGUCUUCAAGGUCGGCUUCGACCCGUCGACUGACAAACCAUACACUGGGAAGGUGGUCGUCAUGGACGAAGGCCACAACCUGACCAGGCCAAACCGGCUCUACCAGACGCAGCUCGACAACGUGCGCAAGUACGUUGACACCGCCACCGACACCAUCUUCGUGUGCUGCACUGGCUCCAUGGAAGCCGACUCAUCCAAGGGUGCAGAGCAUCGACAUCUGCUGGACGAGGGCUUUCUGUCAUCGCAUCACAAGCGGGGCGCAAACUUUCCUUUGCAGCAGCCAGCCCCAUGUGCAGAUGGGAUCUACUCCAGCCAAGUUCAAGGUCAAGUGACAACGUACACGGAGUUGGCGGGAACGCCACUUGUGAGAUACCUUUACCAAGCCAUCAAACUCCAAAGAGAAGGCAAGGGCGAGGAGACCUUGGCCAACUACACCAGCAUGUAUGUGUACUUUGGCACCUCAAACCAGCCAGCUUGCAAACAGACGCUCCUGACCAACCCCGACUCACGGCCCAAGUUUGGCCCUGUGAUUUCAGCAGUGGUGGCGGCUGCCAACAAAAGGGAGAAGAGUUUGGUAAUGAUCCGCCGACAGACUGGCUACAAAGCAAUGCUUGCCUUGAUGAAGGAAACGGCUGACCAACAUUGCUUCGGAGUGGCUGAGUAUGAGCACAUGGCCGACUUCAACCAUUCCAGUAAUUUGCAUGGUCAAAACUUCAUGGUGAUGGUCUUGGAAGCCGAAAAGGGCGGUGAGGGUAUCGAAUUUGCGGCUGUUCGCCAUGCAAUCUACGUCGAUGUCCCUGAGGGUCUGUCAGUGUACAAGCAACGCUGUGGAAGGGUUGUCAGGUGUGGUAGUCACUCCGGUUUACCUGAAACUGAUCGAAGUGUCCGUUUCAUGUUCUUGGCGGCAAGAUUCCCAGAAUUUGCACGACACGAGCUCGGAGCCUUCGUCUUGUUCGCUCUCUGCGGCCAGUGGGCUGGGCCCAAGAAGAUCACCUAUGCCUCCGAGCCGCUACCGCAGGAGAUCAUCGAAACGAGCCAACAGUUUCUGAGGACGUUGGGCAGUGAGAACAUCUCGGAUUUGACCAUGCUCCAUUCUGCCUUGCACUGGCAUUUGCAGGAAGAUGAGCUGAUUGAUGAGGAAACCAAUCACAAAUUGAAAGCACUUGAAACUUUGAGGACCAGUGGUGUUGAUGCCAUCAAAAGUCUUAUUACGACCACAACUUUCGAUGAGAAGCAGAUGGAGAAGUUGAAACUCCAAUUUGAAAACAUGGCGCCCAGUCUGGAGAAGAUUCGUGGUGGUGCCCUGGAUGGCGACAGCGUGGCGACAGCUCCGAAACGAUCGAAAUGCCGCAUGAUGUCCAAGUAUGUGUUGCAAGCCUACUGUGCUGAUGCUGAUGAUGCGUUGCCAUCAACCUUUCGUGAACUUGCACAGAAAGAUUCCGCUUGGGAAGGCCUUGAUGAAGCUGAGAUUGCCACUUCUGCUCCCCUCCUCAUUGGCCCCAGAGGUCUGUUGGAGCUCUCCGAGAGCGGAGGCCAAGACAAUAGCAGUGCCCGUGUAGUUGCACGUCGAUAUUCCGUCGAAGCGUGUGCACGCUUUCUGGACCUAUAUGGUGGAGCCCCAAGACGCUCGGGAGGGCUGAAGCGUUCCAGCCGAGCCGCUGCUGCAGUGUUGACCCGCCGUUGCGCCUUCGUGGCGCAAGCCUGUCUCGGCAUUUUCAAGAAUGACACCGACAACAAGGUCGGCCUCAAUGCUUUGAAUUGCUUGCUCAAUGCCCUGGAGGUUCCCAACAUGCCGCUGCCUUCUUCGUCUUUGGGUGAUGAGCUUCUGCGAGAGUUGAAACUGCGUCACUCGCGGUUGACGGCAGGACAGAGUUCCAUGCUGCACAAGGUCUUGGCCGUGCUGGCCGACGCGCGUGCGGCACAAGGGGCUGCAGAACCAGGUGAAGGUCCCAUAGGUUUGGUGCUGGAGCUGCGAACUCGCCUCCUGGGCACCCUGCAGCGUGAGACCACUUCGUCCAAGCCCACCCUGGAAUUGGUGGCAGGUUUGCUGGAGGCUUGUAGCAUACUGCUCCGGCGGCACGCGGAUGGCUUUUCGGAGGACGAGUUGGUGAGAUUGUACAACAUUGCUACCUCGGUUGCUUUGACGGAGACGGCAGCAGCCACGCGGCUGGGUCCGCGGAGGGCGGCCUUGCGGUUAUUUCAGGACCACGCCCUGGUGUUUCGUCGACUCUUUGCGCGAGAGGCACAGUCACUGCCAGAGACAGAGGCAAGAAAGCCUGGUGACGAAUCGCUUGCUGAGUCGCCGUUGCUGAACAAGAUGCUUGCCUCCACCACUGCAGGGCAAGCUGACGUGGCAGCUGCCGGUCGCGGCAUGCUGGACGCCGUUUUGCGGGCCUUGAGCGAAGGCGUGCUGAUAGAUUUAGAUGCUUCAGCCCAGGCUUCCCGCAAACGGGACAUGGAUGACAACUUGGAGGUGGAAAGCCCAGCCGAAGCGGCCGUCGUGCGAGGCUGGUAUCCGCGUUUCCACGGCAUGGUGCUGUGCCCGUAAGCUCAGUCUAAAU